Messenger RNA from Aaosphaeria arxii CBS 175.79, 2417 nucleotides. RefSeq lists its product as uncharacterized. Lineage: Eukaryota; Fungi; Ascomycota; Dothideomycetes; Pleosporales. Gene Ontology annotation, cellular component: nucleus. Gene Ontology annotation, molecular function: DNA-binding transcription factor activity, RNA polymerase II-specific; zinc ion binding; DNA binding. Gene Ontology annotation, biological process: DNA-templated transcription; regulation of DNA-templated transcription. The record is from RefSeq and is a predicted model, not a curated record. The transcript is spliced from 5 exons. The coding region runs from base 119 to 2368 and encodes 749 amino acids.
AUCUACCUGAAGCUUCUCGACAAAAGGCCCAGGCUGAGUGUGACGUCCAACGUCCCGGACCCACGAACCAGCCGAGAAAGACCUGGAAACAUACCGUCGCAAGCCUACAGAUGCCAUCAUGAGCACAGAAAUGCCACAUCGUGUGGUACCUCCUAGUCGAAGACGGGAUAAGCCAAUCUUGUCGUGCAACCUGUGUCGACGACGCAAACUAAAGUGUGACCGACAGCAGCCAUGCAAAACAUGCGUAGAUCGGGGGUUGUCGCUCUCAUGCACGUACACCCGCAACGUUCCGCCUGCGCAUGAGCCUAAACCUCACAAUGUUCAUGAUAGGAUCGACCAGCUUGAGAAGCUUGUUACCUCACUGAUGAGUGCAAAGUCAGCAAAUGGAGAUGAUCCUAUGAAAGCAACUGAACACCGAUCCAAUCAUGAUUCGUAUCCCAUUUCGGGAAGUUCCACGCAUACACCCUACGAGCAAAGUCCCAGUGCGGAUAGCACAGAGCCCGAAGUUGCAGGUGUUCACGAGACUAUGAAGUUAGACCAGGAAGGAACUAGAUAUCAGAAUAGUAGCCAUUGGUCUAGUAUCCUGGAUGGGAUUUCUGAAUUGAGAGAGCAAUUGGAUCAAAUUCCAACAACGCCUCGACCUCAAAACCCUGUAUUGUCCGAGAUCCCCGGCCCUGACCUAUUUUUCGGACAACAGCGACAUGCAAGCCGCAAUGAGAUAUUAGCGGCAAUUCCCCCAAAGGCCGAAUGUGACGUUCUCCUGGAGACUUACUUUGCUUCGAUGGAGUUGGCUCCAAAUUUGAUCCACAGACAGACAUUUGAAAGAGAGUAUGCCGAGUUUUGGGAACGUCCAACAGAAAUGCCCCCUAUGUGGCUUGCGCUUCUAUUCACAGUAUUUGUCCUUGCCGUUCGCUUUCAAUGGGUCCUUGAUGCAAGUGGCAUGCAAGUGCACGAACUUGCAGAUGCUCCGGUACGCUCGGUGCGUAUGGAUUUCUAUCGCGAAAAAGUUGUCCAAUGCCUUAUCUUGGGGAAUUACGGGAAAUGUCCCCCGUACACCAUCGAGGCCCUUUUACAGUAUUUCGUGACUGAAUACUUCAGGUCACAAGACAGCCAAUUCGGAACAUGGAUGCUUGUUGGUGUAAUUGUUCGAGUUGCCUUCCGAAUGGGUUAUCACAGAGAUCCAUCCAGAUUUUCGAACAUCUCUGUCUUCAAGGCGGAAAUGCGACGAAGAAUAUGGGUCAUGAUCUUACAAGUCGACUUGAUGUCAUCAUCGCAGAUGGGCUUACCACGGAUGAUCCAAAGCAACAUGCACGACGUAAUGGAGCCUCGUAAUCUGGAAGAAGAUGAUUUAUAUGAAGGCAUGGAAGUACUUCCUCCCUCGCGUCCGGUCACAGAAAGUACGCCAAUGCUUCACGCGCUGUUGAGAAAUAAAUUACUUCAAGUCUUCUCCCGCAUUCUUGAUCUCACAAGUUUGAGCUCCCAGCCAUCGUACCAAGAUAUCAUAGAAACAGAUGCUUCGUUGCACGCCGUGUACGAGGAUAUGCCAUCGUCGAUGAAGCCAUUCCGGUUCCAUGACGCCAAUCCAGAAGACCCAGAUAUAGCCAAACGCCGCCGCUUUCUCGGGCUGAACUUCUUGAAGGCGACUUUGAUGCUCCAUAGGCCAUAUCAUUUGGCUGGUCGAACGGAUCCGAAGUAUGCACGAUCGCGCAUGCUAUGUGUGGACUCGGCACUAGAAAUAUUGGAACUUCAACAGCUCAUAGAUCGCGAGGCAAAGCAAUCGACCGACAGAUUAUGGAAAUCGAAGUGGCAUCUUUGGACAAUCAGCUGGAGACUUUCUGCGAUUGUCAACCAGGACUUUCUCCUCGCCACCACCAUACUGUCACUUGAUCUCGACACAGACAUAGCAAAUCCUAUGCCAGACCCUGAUCCAAAUAGCCCUCCUAGGCAGCGCUUCAAGACGGGGCAGCCUUCUCGGGCAGAGGUAAUUGAUGCUUUGAAAGGCGCUUACAGCAUAUGGCUUAGAUCCAGUGCAACCUCAAGGGAGGCCCAAAGAGUUGCUGCGGCCGUGAGACUUGUCCUCGGAAAAGCAGGCACCUCCGUAGAGCCCGAUCCCAAUCUAGUUGACUAUGGUACACCAAUUUCACAAUUUGAUUUCAAUAACUUCGCAACUCAGUCAACCUCGAAUUACAAUCAACCAACGGAGCCAAAUACGUCAUUUUACGGUUGGGAAAAUGCAAAUUUCAAUCCACCACUAUUCGAUGGGGAUAUCGACAUUCAUGGAUUCGAUUGGCGCGGCUUGGAGAUGGACUUUACUCCGUUUGAGAAUAAAAGCCAAGUGUUUGGUCCGCCAUUAGAGAGACAAAUGUAGAUAUAUCCCUUAUUGUAUUAUAGCCACAAUGUAUCCAUGACAAUUCUGC